Messenger RNA from Rhodotorula toruloides NP11, 786 nucleotides. RefSeq lists its product as uncharacterized. The coding region runs from base 1 to 786 and encodes 261 amino acids. The transcript has 8 exons. Lineage: Eukaryota; Fungi; Basidiomycota; Microbotryomycetes; Sporidiobolales; Sporidiobolaceae. The record is from RefSeq and is a predicted model, not a curated record.
AUGCGCACGCCCCUCUCCCUCUUGCUCGCCCUCGCCCUCGCACUCGCCACCCUCUCCCUCACAGACGCAAAGAAGACCGGGAACGUGCUCACCACCAACGACAAGCAAGCGGCGGGUCUUCAGGCAGCUGCAGUCCGCUUGAAGCCGGGGAACUACGUCUUCCAGAACGUCCAGACCAAGCAGAAACUCCUCUACACGACCAACAAGAACAACAUCUACCCGGGCAAGAAGGGCACGGUCGGGAGCGUGACGGCGUACCCGAACAACGGAGUCGCCUGGCACCGCCUCGAAUUCGGACCCAAGAACAAAUGCCUCUCGUCGGCCUGGGGCGGCAACGGCAACAACGCCGCCGUGAUGUACGUCUGUGCGUCCGGCAAAGGGUCGGAGAAGACUACCCUCGAGAAGACCAAGCAGUGGUGGAUCUUUGUCCCGACGAACAAGCCCAUCGCGAAAGCCCCCGCCAACUCUAAAGCGAACCAGGUCCUCCUCGCCGCCCAAGCCGACUCGAUCGCGACCCGCAAGAAGAAGAUUGCGGCUCAGAAAGCCGCGUUCCAUAGGAAGCGAUCGGGGUUGGUCAAGGAGGUUAGGAGGAGGGCGUUGGAGAAGAGGGGGAUCAAGACUGUUUCCGGCGGUACCUUCUACAUCAUCCCGACCGACCACCUCCUCGACCGCACCGCGGCCCUGACAGGCAAAUCCGUCACGCAGCGCGGUGUCAAGAACACGGUCGUGACGGACUGGAAGAAGGGGAACCGGUUGCAGCAGUGGAAGGUCACUAGGGUCAAGUAG